Rattus norvegicus (Norway rat) is the source of this 1884-nucleotide messenger RNA. The record is from RefSeq and is a predicted model, not a curated record. Lineage: Eukaryota; Metazoa; Chordata; Mammalia; Rodentia; Muridae.
UGUUUGGCGGAUAUUUGUCCUUUACAACCCACCAAAGUGUGGUCUUAGUAAAUUUAACUUACCUACUCUUCCCUUUUCCCCAGGGUCUGACGGAUUAGCUUUCCCUUCCUCUUGUAGGCUCCAAAGCCAAGGAUCACCACCACUUAGGCCAGCAGCAGCAGCAGCAGCAGCAACAGCAGCAACAGCAAGAGCAGCCAUUCCCAGAAGCCAAUGCUGAAGCCAUCAGCUUCCUCAACUCCUUCCGCUACCUCAACGAGCAUCUGGAGCUAAUGGAGCAGCACAGUCAAGAAUUCAUCAAGUGCUUAGGAGGCUGAGGCAGGAGAAUUGUUGCAAGUACAAGGCUCUCCUGGCCUAUGUAGAGAGUUCCCGGCCACGCUGAACUAUUUUGCCUCAGAAAAACCAACUACAGACAAACAGCAUCGAAGAAAGGAUGGGAGCUUAACCUCUCAAGGGUGAGCACGUGAUUCUCCCGUGUGCUCUGUUCUUCAGUUUCCCAUCAUCCCCAUGGAGAGGAAGAUGAGCGUCCUGAAGCAGGAUGACCAGUUGGUUGUGUCCAGAAGUGUCAAGGAGGGUGAGGAAACGAAGACCGGAGUCUCUGUUUUCCCCUGUAAAUCACUCAAGGGCUUUGUCUCCAGUGCCGCCAAUGUGGUGCUGCUGAGAGUGAUGGCUUGGCGGCAGUCAGUACCCAGCGGUGCUCGAUUCCUAGCCUUGGACUCGGAGGGCAAGCUGUGCUAUUGUACCUAUAAAUCCCUGGGUUUCCAGACAAUCCAAGUGGGCAACCAGCAGGCUGAAAUGUUCAUCGUGGAGCAAACCAUACACUCUGAAGACGGCAUACCUUUCUCCUGCCAGUUCUAUUUGCUCUCUGAUGGGCACCUGGCUAAAAGAGUCCAGGUAGGCUCUCCAGGAUGCUGUAUCAUCACCAAGAUGCCCCUCAUAAGGGAGGAGGAUGUGAUUGAGCCUCCGCCCACGUUUGAUCGGAAGCCCCUGGUGUGGGAGGAAGACCUGGAGCUUUACUCGAAAUUCCUGGAUCGGAAGGAGCAGCUGCGCCUCAGCCACACGAGGUAUCUGCGACAGCACCCGGAGGCCCAAGCGCUGGUCUCUGAUUUCCUGCUGUUCCUGCUGCUCCGCCGGCCAGAGGACGUGGUCACCUUCGCUGCUGAGCACUUCGGGCCCUUUGCGGCGCUGCGCUCACCUAUCCCAGCCCUGCGAUCCUCACACCAGCCCAGCCCUUUCCGCUCUCUGGAGGAAGAGGAGGAGGGAGAGGAGGAGGAAGAGGAAGAGGAAGAGGAAGAGGAGGGAGAGGAGGAAGGAGAGGGCAAGGAAGAAGUGGAAGAGGUGGAGAUAGAAGGGGAUGAUGACUACUUGUAUGUCGACGAGGAAGAAGAGGUGGAGGACGACAUCUACUAUGACAGUUACUAUUACAAAUACGAAGAUGAAAACAUCUACGAAGAUGAAAACAUCUACUAUGAUAACUAUGAUGUUGACAAUGACAAUGACGAUAUUGACAAUUACGAUAACGACGACGACGAUGAUGACGAUGUCGACGACGACGAUGACGUCAAAGUCGAUGAUGACAACGUUGAUGUUGAUAAUGACAACGUUGAUGUUGACAAUGACAACAUCAACCAGGGUUUGGACCUCAAAAAGGACUAGGUGGACAGCUGGAAGCGGGAAACUGAGAUUGGCUGGGGGUGCAGCUUCAGUGGGUGAUAAGCAGGGUCCUUCCCAUGUGUUACUCUGCCAGCAGGGACUGUAUUUGGCCAGUUCUUCUUGUCAAAUAUGGGAAGCUUUUGUUUACCCAUCAAGUUUCAUCUUUUCUUCCUAGAGUCUAUUUUCACAGUUCUGGCCAUUUCAAAGAAAAUAAAAUUAAGGCCUGUGGCCAGA